CUGAUGACAGUUGACUGACAGUUUCACAAUACAAAAUCACGAAACUCGAUUUUCUUUUCGUAAUAAAACGAAAAAUACACAGAAAUGCGAAGAGAAUUUAUACUACUUUUGUUAGGUAUAAUAUGUGUAUCAACUUUAUCGUCUAUGUUAUCCGGAUAUGUGCAAAUUGAGGCUGAUAAAGUGCUAUUAGACACGGUGGUCGGUGCGGUGGGAGCAGGAAACUUUUCUUAUUGGCAAUUAGGGCAUACCGGGCCUUUAUUAGUGGAACUAACGUCUUUAGCGGGUGAUGCGGACCUGUAUGUGUCUGAUACAAUCAGGCCAAGCUAUGAGGUUGAUAAGAACAACUUCAGCUCUGCUACAUGUGGUCCGGACCUUGUCAACAUUCCUUCAGACUUUCCCAGACCUAUAGGUAUUGGAGUCUUCGGGCACUGGUCGCACCACCUCUCGGAGUACAGUAUCCAGGUGUUCCUGGACGCUUCGGCCAUUAUGGACUCCUCGUUGCUUCUGACUGGUGACCGCCAGUCUGGGACGGAUCGACCUGAACUCUCAUUUUCAGAACUGGAAAAGAGAAGCAGAGAGAAGCCAUCGCGGAAGUCAGAGGAGGAAAAGCCACGGUUCCUCAAGUUGUUGAGCAUUUUGGACAUGAUAUUCGAGAUGUUUGUGUUAUAAUUUUUGUGUAUAGCUUUGAUUUAGAGGGAUACGUAUUACUCAGUCGGUGCCUGAGGUAUGUAUUAUUAUUCUGUCUAAGGCGAUUAUCACACUGCGCCGCGCUCCGCCGCGGUACGCGGGACGACAGAU
Ostrinia furnacalis (Asian corn borer) is the source of this 798-nucleotide messenger RNA. RefSeq names its product UPF0669 protein C6orf120 homolog. Lineage: Eukaryota; Metazoa; Arthropoda; Insecta; Lepidoptera; Crambidae. Bases 85 to 669 code for a protein of 194 amino acids. The transcript has 4 exons. The record is from RefSeq and is a predicted model, not a curated record.